GGCCCCUCACUAGCAAGGGAACGCGCCAAAACCCCUCUGAGGGGAAGAGGCGGGGGCGUGUCUCGCGGUCCAAGGGUCCCAUUUGGGGGGGCGUGUCCGGGCUGGCCGCCAGGGGGGGUGUAACGGUCACUUAGCCUUAGAGGUGAAGCCUGCCCGGUCCCGUGCAGUCCGCUCAGCUGUCGGCCACCGCUGCCUCGCUCGUCCUCGGCGCCGCCAUGGCGGGGGGUCUAGAUUCGCUGGAGAAAUGCCUGGAGCGGCACCUCCCCCCCGAGGAGCUCGGCGAAGUGAAGCGGAUCCUCUACGGGAACCUGAGCAGAAAACUUGCCUUGCCGGCUGCGGCGCUGUCGGCCGCGAGCCAGAGGGCGUUUGAGCUGCAGGGCUGUGGAUUUGGAGCUGCGCCCGAGCAGCUGAGGCAGCCCCGUGUUGUUCGCGUGGGGCUGGUUCAGAAUAAAAUCCCCCUGCCCACAGACACGCCCGUGGCGGAACAGGUGGCCGCACUGCACAGGCGAAUAGAGGAGAUUGUGGAGGUGGCUGCAAUGUGUGGGGUCAAUGUGAUCUGCUUUCAAGAGGCUUGGACUAUGCCCUUUGCAUUCUGUACAAGAGAGAAGCUUCCAUGGACUGAAUUUGCUGAGUCAGCAGAGGAUGGUCUGACAACAAGGUUUUGCCAGAAGCUGGCAAAGAAGCACAAUAUGGUUGUGGUGUCUCCAAUUCUGGAGAGAGAUGAUGUACAUGGAGGAACUUUGUGGAACACUGCAGUGGUGAUUUCAAACUCUGGAUCUGUCCUUGGGAAGAGCAGGAAAAAUCACAUUCCAAGGAUUGGAGAUUUCAAUGAGUCUACUUACUAUAUGGAGGGCAACACAGGGCACCCUGUGUUCCAGACUCAGUUUGGAAGGAUUGCUGUGAAUAUCUGUUUUGGGCGCCAUCACCCCCUGAACUGGCUCAUGUACAGUCUAAAUGGAGCAGAGAUUAUCUUUAACCCUUCAGCUACUACUGGAGAACUCAGCGAGUCACUGUGGCCAAUUGAAGCAAGAAAUGCAGCUAUUGCUAACCACUGUUUUACAUGUGCCAUAAACCGAGUUGGAACGGAAUACUACGUGAAUGCAUUUACAUCUGGAGAUGGUGGGAAAGCCCACCAUGACUUGGGAUAUUUUUAUGGCUCGAGUUAUGUGGCUGCACCAGAUGGCAGUCGGACACCUGGACUGUCUCGCACACAGGAUGGGCUUUUGGUGACUGAGGUGGAUCUAAACCUUUGCAGACAAGCCAGUGACAAAUGGAGUUUUAAGAUGACUGGUAGAUACAAGAUGUAUGCAGAGGAACUCAUGAAGGCUGUCCAACUUAACUUCGCACCCAAUAUUAUUAAAGAGUAGCUGUGACGGUGUCCUCUGGUAGGAGAGCUCUUACACCAAGGUGAUAGCAUCUCCUUUACAAAACAAAAGUGAUCUAUGUACGUUAGUCUGCAAAAGUCUCCAUCUUCGAUUAUCUUACAGUUGGUACUGCAACUGAAACUUGGCAAGUGCAGGUGCAGUCACUGCCAGUCAAAACUUACUAUACAUUUUUAUAAAGUACUUACUGCAAAGCGAUGAGCAAAUGAUAGCAGGCUGGGUGAGGAACUCACCUGGUCAGAUUUAGCUUAAAUUCUGAAAUGUGCAUUAUACUAUAUGAGUGUUGGUGAUAUAGCAUAUACAAAACCAAUCUGGCCCUGAGGAAAUGCUAGUGCACUUUCCCUACAUGCUUUGUUUCAGUGGGAUAAAAAUGUCAACACUUAAAGGCUUUGUCUGAGACUUUCUGACACAUGUCUCCUUUUCUUUGUAUGCUGAAUCAGUCCUAUCGUUCAGAAGAGUAUCAGGAAUACAAGCAUUGACUCUUGGUACUUCCCAAAAGGAAGCGCUAGAUAAGGAACUGACUGUAUUUCCCCUCACUUCACAUGAUAACUUUACAUUGUUACAAGUGGCUGAACGCCCGUGCUGUCACACAGGUGUGUGGUUUGAGCAUUGGCCUGCUAAACCCAGGGUUGUGAGUUCAAUCCUCGAGGGGGCCAUUUAGGAUGGUAAAAAUCUGUCUGGGGAUUGGUCCUGCUUUGAGCAGGGGGUUGGACUAGAUGACCUCCUGAGGUCCCUUCCAACCCUGAUAUUCUAUGAUUCUAAGCUUCAGAGUGGUGUUUGGGGUUAGUGGUGUGUGUUGGUUGUGUCUAUUUGUGUGGGUUAUGUUGUGCUAGGAGAUUUAUGUUGAUUUUUGUGGCUGUGGCAAUUGGGCCAGGUAAUCCAGCAUCUAUGCAGUUUCCCUAGUACAACCAAUGAAAUUAUUGCAUGCAAAUUAGCUGUAGAGUAAGGUGGUUGCGUUACCUCUGAUACCACAAUGGUCUAGAACCCUCGGCAUAGCAUAGAGAUGCAUGCCUUACUAUAGCUGUACACCACCCAGGUGUAAUACGUAAGGUCAAAAUGGCUGAGAACUUAAAAAUUGGAUGGUAGUAGGCCAUGAAACCCAAUGAUGAUGGAACCUGGUGAUAUUGUAAACAAACAGAGCUUUCAAGCCAUGCUUGGACCUGUUUCCAUUGCUUCACACUGACUCAACAGACAUUUUAGGCUUCAGAGUGCCAUUCCUAGAAUCUUACUAUAUGGAUGCUGCCACACUAUGUAUUUCAGCUUGUGGACAUUGUACCUCUUAGGUUAUUUAUCUUGCUGGGGAGGUAAUGACCUUAGCAUUGCUGUUCCACCAUCUGACUCCUUAGAGCCAGGGUACCCAACAUAUGGCCCAUAAUCCUACACAGCCCACCAGAGCAUUCAUAAGGCUGCAGUGGGGCUCGGACUAUCAGCCCCGGGUGGUGGGACUCCUGCUGUCGGCUGAAAUCUUAUUAAGAUAUGUAGAAUCUGAGAGUGUGCUUAGGUUUAUGUGGUCUUCUAGUAUAAUAAAGUUGGGCACCAUUGCCUCAAGAGAAUUGGUGUAUCUAAAUUGGUGGUUUAAAAAAAUGAACUGCAUGUCCCAUGUAUUAGUUUUACAGGGGAAAAUACGGAAGGAAAAGGUCUGGCCAAAAACAGAGUGGUUGAAGUUAGGAUCUUAUGUCGGUGCCCAAAUAAGGAUUUAGGAGCCUAAUUUUUGGCAACCAUUUUUAAAAGUCUUGGCCUCUGUCCUGUAAAAAAAGAUUUAAAAUGAAAUGUGUAUGGUUUGGCUUGACUUAGUAAAGAUAAAAGGGGCCUGGGGGCUAUUGAAAAACCUUUGAAGGAUAAGUAAUUUAUUUAAAGUGAGCCAAGGCUCUAAACGUAUAAAGGAUGGAAUAAAAAUAAGAAAAAGAUUUGUUUGUAGAAUUCCCAAUAAAAAAAUUUAGUGGUAAAAUUUUCUUAAGAGAAUUGGUGGAAGUUCCCUUGUUUGGGACACUUAUGACAAGUGAUCAGUAAACAGAGUGUGAGAAAGUAAUCCUACAACGGCAAGGGGUAGCACUGGGUACUUUGUAGACCUUUUCCAGUGCGAAGACCAAACUUGUCUGUAAUGCCAGAGUAACUCCAUUGAAAUCAAAGGCAUUAUUCUCUUUUAUACUAAUAAAUUUUAGUUCAGAAUCUAGCUCUUAAUAUCCAAUUUGUAUCUUAACCAUCUUAAUGCUCUACAAUUUAAAAAAUCUCAGUCAAGCAGGAUUAAAUGCUACACAUUCUAUUAGGGCUUUAAUCUAAACUCCAUGAAGCUAUUAUGAAUGUUGCUUUCUAGAGCAUUGAUUAGUUUGGCCGUGAAGGACAGACAGCUUUGUAGCGAGACAUCUUUUUAAAUUACAGCCAAGCCAAAAAGAACUCUAACAGUGUUCAGUACUUUGUAAUGGAAUGUAUUACUAUUGCAGACUUUCAUAGCACUUCAGGAUUUUGUUGUCUUAUGUUCCUGUAGCCAGUUUUUAAAUACAGGAAACUAAAGCUUCUAAGCAGGGCCCCAAAUUACAUGAACAAAAAAAAGUAAGAAGGCUGCCUAGGAAGUUUUUUCUGUAGUAUAGGUGAGUAGCUUCCAACCUUCAGUCUGGUGACUGUUCCACUGGAAAUACAACCAUUGCAUAAUCCAUGGGUAUAACAAAUGAUAGUGGAAUUCAUUCAGUAUCACAUGCAGGAACAGACCAUGUGAUGUGAGUGGGGAAAAGGGGGGAUCAGUAGUGAGAAAGAAAUGUAAUAUUUUUAAGCUUUGUUCAUAACAUGCAUUGGAUCUGUCUGCUCACUUUUACUUUCCUGUCUCUCCCCGUGUCACACCCACAGUAAGCACUUAAUCCAAGCAGCACAAGAAAGCAGGGAACCCCAGCUCUGUGGCAAAACAAACUGCCUGAAAUGCUUGUAAGCAGCAGGACUGGUUCUCUCUGCAGGGGGGGUAUUUCUGCCUAUCUUCUGUUAUCUCUCUCUAUACCACCACCUCCAGGUUGAGAUUUGGCCAUAUUUAUUUUUUAUACAAAUUAACUGUAGAGUCUGGGAUUUCAUUGCUUUUCUUCUAUUGUUUUGUAUUAUAAAGCAUUUAAUACAGCCCACCUAGAACCAGAUAGUGGCCCCCAAACAGGACGUGACCUAUUAGUUGGGAAUCAUUGGUGCAGAUAAGGCUUCUGUGUAUUGAUCCCAUUAAAAGUAUGUAAACCCUAACAAAGGAAACUAUUGCAAGGAUGAUAGGAUGUUAUGGUUUAUCACAUAGUUUGACCUUGCAGCAGUUUAGCACAUAUACCAACCCCAUACCGUACCACUAUAGUUCAACAAAUGCCUUGGGGUACUCCUGUAGUACCCAGUAAUGGUGCUAGAGGCACAGAGGCUUUUAAGGAACCUCCAAAAGCCCAGCAUGGCAUUGUGAGAUGGAAUUAGAAGGAGCAGCUGAAUUGGUGCAGCAGUUGCAAUUCUUGUGGCUUCUUUCAAACCAUGCAGAGAAAUUGGUGUAGAUUGCACCAGUGCAGAGCUGAAGAUCUCAACCAAAGAGUUGCACUCAGCUAGGAUACUCACUGGUUGUGUGAUGCCUAAGACAACUGUAGUGUGUGGAUAGCAAUGGUACAUGGAAUGCUUUGAGCUUGGAAUGUAACCAGUUUUGCUUCCCUUUUUGUUUGCCCAGUAUAGUCUGAUGUAGUGAUGUGUCUGGGAAAAGUGAAAGGAAUAUGAACCUAAAUCCUAAUGACAGCAUACCCACAGCUGAAGUAAAUAUUUGUCUCUUAAGAGUUUCAAAAUGGCAGUUUCAGCUAAUUGUAUCAUUUCUAGUUUAAUACAUACAUCUUUUAAAGAUCUUCACACAUUUUUGCAUAAUAAACUGGUUGACAAAUACAGCUGCUACACUGUGCUAUGGGGUUCACUUAAAACCUUUAUUGAGAAUGGCUCAAUUACAGACAAAAUAUAUUUAUGUAUAAAAUUUCUCUGCAUGUAAAAUAUCCCUUUCUUUGCUGUGGACAAUAUGAAUAAAACAAGAUAUUACACAGAAA
Messenger RNA from Chrysemys picta bellii (western painted turtle), 5410 nucleotides. Lineage: Eukaryota; Metazoa; Chordata; Testudines; Emydidae. The record is from RefSeq and is a predicted model, not a curated record.